AUGAGCAUCAACAAAGGGAGCAAUGGGAAAUCACCACUUGACGAUUACGAAGAAGGAGAUACAAUAAUUGUGAGGUGCGAUAAUAAACCGGAUGCAUUGGAGUACAUGUAUUACGACGAAAUCCUGAGUAAGCUCUUUAAACAGUACAAUGAAAUAAGAGACGUUGCAGAACAAGAUCGUAUGAAAAGUGAAAAAUCGUUCAAACUGGAAGAAAACAUAGAACUUGCACACAAAUUGAAAGAAAUCAUUGGUGUGAUUAGUGAAUUCAGUAAAUCGGUCGGAUGGAAUAUGUAUAGUAUAAUUUCAACAGACUUCAAUUGA
Molecule: messenger RNA, 321 nt
Organism: Entamoeba invadens IP1
Lineage: Eukaryota; Evosea; Mastigamoebida; Endamoebidae
Exons: 1
Coding region: 1-321 (106 amino acids)
Source: RefSeq, a predicted model, not a curated record